AUGAACAAAAACUACUUUGAUGGAAAUGCCCACACCUAUGCCAAUCCAAACGGAAAGCGAAUGUUGCAUCCUAGCUUUCGACCAGGCCCGUAUGAUGUUAUCUGCGCUCGAGGAAAGCAAGCGUUCGAUCAUGUUGGCAACAAGAGGUUCCGUGCCAUUGUCAGGAUGAACAGGGAUGCCUACGUCGAUGCAUUGACCAAGUACCACAAGUCUCAAAUCGUUAGCAAAAUCAGCAAUUCCAUCCGACAUGCAAGUCCGGACGGUGGAUUCGUCAAACUCAUCCACAAUCGAUGGCACGAAGUGGGAGACCGCCCAGCUAAAGUACGAACGGAACUCGCUUAA
Molecule: messenger RNA, 342 nt
Organism: Seminavis robusta
Lineage: Eukaryota; Bacillariophyta; Bacillariophyceae; Naviculales; Naviculaceae
Source: the annotation of a GenBank genome assembly